Molecule: messenger RNA, 928 nt
Organism: Tricharina praecox
Lineage: Eukaryota; Fungi; Ascomycota; Pezizomycetes; Pezizales; Pyronemataceae
Exons: 3
Coding region: 308-928 (206 amino acids)
Source: RefSeq, a predicted model, not a curated record
CACCAUCAUCACCAUUGUUGUUGUUUUUAUUGUUGUUGCAUUGCUAUUAUUAUUAUUUUUGCUUGCUUGCUAUUAACGCCUGCGGUAGAGUAAACACAGCUCGAUUGUCCAUCGAAUGCCCGAAGCCCCUUUUCCUGUAGUCACAUACUGGCGCGUGUUUAUUUUGUUCCUUCUAUGUACUCUAUCUACGUAGGAAGCCGGCGGCCGGAGCACGGAGAGGGCGUCGAAAAAAGGAAACCACGGGUGGGGAAAAAACAAAGGUCAACUAUACCGGACGUUGGACAAGAAUUGCUAAGAUCUUACUGCAAUGCCCGCCGUCCUACUGAUGUACAGUGUAUCUAGAUGGAUUGGUGUGAUGUACGUAGUAUGUGCGUUUAUGUGUGUGUGGAUGUGUGGGUGGGUGGGUAUGUACGAGCGGGACCAAGCAAGAGCCCGGAACAAGGGGGUGGUGAUGGUGGUGGUGGUGGUGGUGGUGGUGGUGGUGGUGGUGGUGAUGCUGGUGGAGGUGGUGGUUACCACUACUACCCUCCAUACCACCUCCACUGCUCCCGUACCACUACUAUACUCUCCGUACCACUACGCUCCAUACCAUUCAUUCAUCGCCCUUAUCACGUCCUAUCGGCGUUUGGGCUUUCCGAUGGGUGAAGGUCCGGCGGCGUGUGCGUCUGUGCUUCGGAGGUUGGUCAAAAUGGUGAUGAGGCGAAGGAAAUUGGUCAUCAUUCCCUCAUGCGAGGCGGGCGGGUUCUUCAAGGAGGCAGGGAAGUUCUUCAAGGCACAGGGAGAGACGCGGAGAGAGGGAGAAGGCGGAGACGGGGGCGAACAGCAGGAACAGCAAUUGCUGGUGCUGCAGCUCAAGGCACUGCGCACAGCACAGCUCAGCGGGCCCAACGGACAGAGCAGAUUCUUCCUGGCCGACCCAGCUCAUUAA